Messenger RNA from Histoplasma capsulatum G186AR, 447 nucleotides. RefSeq lists its product as uncharacterized. The record is from RefSeq and is a predicted model, not a curated record. NCBI's taxonomy places the organism in Eukaryota, Fungi, Ascomycota, Eurotiomycetes, Onygenales, Ajellomycetaceae. The transcript has a single exon. Bases 1 to 447 code for a protein of 148 amino acids.
AUGGCCAGAUACUGGGCCAUCGCCUUGCUGCUGUGGAUCACAACAACUUCUCCCAUACGUAGCCUGGCUCCGUUGCUCUCCCCCUGGGACUCGACAAAGUAUCUCUCUUUUUUUGACAACCCUUCUCUACUUGUACUUGAACUCUUUUUGUGGGAUUGGGCAUUUCUCUCAUUUGGAGUUCCCCAUAUCUGCCUGAACCUCUCGCUGGGCCGAUCUUGGAUUAACCUGUAUCCUCUCCAAAAGGCAAGGAAAUCGCCUCUUGCAGCUGCCCGGGAGUUAUUCAGCAUUACUCGCGACUUCUUGCCCAGCCUACGAAGAUACGUCGUCCAUAUCUCUAGGCUAGCUUAUGGUGUGCUCUUCAGUGUGAGAGAUCUUGUACAGGUCUCCUCUGCCGGCUCUGCCGGCUCUGCCGGUGUUGGAACGCCCAAAGGCAAGCAAAAGGGCUGA